This is a messenger RNA of Schistocerca serialis cubense, 7182 nucleotides long. RefSeq names its product NPC intracellular cholesterol transporter 1-like. Gene Ontology annotation, cellular component: membrane. Gene Ontology annotation, molecular function: lipid carrier activity. The coding region runs from base 316 to 4344 and encodes 1342 amino acids. The record is from RefSeq and is a predicted model, not a curated record. Lineage: Eukaryota; Metazoa; Arthropoda; Insecta; Orthoptera; Acrididae. The transcript has 12 exons.
GAAGGUUGAAUUGCAUUGGUUUGAGACGAAAGCAAUUUAACGUCACAGUGUCGUUCGAGAGUCUGGAAGGGUAUGAGGCGUAGUCCAGUGAACAUAGUGCAGUUGUCGAACAGAGCAGAAGCGGUAAACUGAUCUUUCGUUGUGAUCGUUUGUUAUUUUCACAAGUUUGCUCGUCGGUGAGUGUCUGUGUGGUUAGGAGUGACAUUAUUUUCCGUGAAUAUACUGACUAAACUGUAGGGAAAGUUCAAGUAGGACAUGGUUACGUGCGCCUGACGGAAGGUCAGACAUAGACGUUAAUUCGCAUAGGUCUAAAAAAUGGCUGAGAAGUCAGCGAAGUGGACGUUGUUUUGUGUAGUAGUCGCGCAGAUUCUCUCUGUGGCCCUGUCUUCGGAUCACCAUUGCGUGUGGUACGGUGUUUGCGGAAUUGGUGAAGAUGGUAGAUUCAAGAACUGCCCGUACGAUGGGGCUGCGAAACUGCUGGAUUCCGAAGGUCAGAAACUGUUACAGAAAUGGUGCCCGCAUUUCAAAACAAUGGAUACCUGCUGUGAUACCGCCCAACUCAAGAACAUGGACACUGGUAUAACGCUGGCUGCAAACUUCCUUCAGAGGUGCCCGUCUUGUAUGACCAACCUUAUUAGGCACAUUUGUGAAUUCACAUGUUCUCCAGAGCAGAGCAGGUUUGUUGAAGUUGCUGAUCUAGGAGCUUUACAUAACGGGACUGAGUAUGUGAAUGGCAUAAAUGUGUAUGUGACCGAGAAGUAUCUUUCUGGUACUUACAAUUCAUGUCGUGGCGUCUCUGUACCUGCCACAGGGCAGCUCGCUUUUGAUCUAAUGUGUGGUGAAUGGGGGUCCAGUCGAUGUUCUGCACAGAAGUGGUUCCACUUCAUGGGUGACGCUGAAGGAAAUCCCUUUGUUCCCCUGCAGAUGAAUUACAUCUCAAAUAACGUGCCAGUGGGGUACGAAGCCAUGGAUCCUCCCUUGAUCCCGUGCAACGUGAGUGCAGCACCAGGAGUGCCGCCAUGUAGCUGUGUGGACUGCGAAGCUAGCUGUCCAGCUCCACCCCCAGAGAAGCCGGCGGUAGAACCCUUUACUCUGUUGGGGAAUGACGGAAUGGCCGUGACUAUGUCCAUAGUCUUCUGUAUUGGUGUGGCAGUAUUCCUUCUGGGGUUGUACUGCUGCAGUGCAAGGAAUCGCAGCAACAUUGCCAGCCUGAUGAUGGGAGAGGGUGCAGACCCUGUGGGUCAGCGACUGGCGGGCUUGGACCAGUCUCGUAUAGCUCUUGGUGCCGACGAAGAGGACAGCCCCUUGCGCUCAAAGCGGUCCAGUGUGGCAAGUGCAGAGGGAGCUGUCGUGCCCAGGCAAGUGGGACCAGAAAAUGCCUCGUAUGUGGAGAAGGUCGGGGCAGCGAUGGACAGGUUACUGGAGGAUUUGUUCAGACAUCUGGGCGUGUACUGUGCUACAAAACCUUGGCUCGUGCUGUUCCUUGGACUGUGUGUGCUGGUUGGACUAGGACAUGGCAUUAAGUAUAUGAAGGUUACAACAGAUCCAGUGGAGUUGUGGGCGUCCCCAACGAGCUGCUCCCGUGUGGAGAGGGAGUUCUACGAUGCGGCAUUCGAACCGUUCUACCGGACCGAGCAGAUUAUCGUGCAUGCGACGGGCCUGCCCAGCAUCGUGCACAACACUUCGAACGGCCCCAUUGAGUUUGGGCCAAUAUUCCACCGGGAGUUCCUGUUGGCACUGCGCCAGCUGCAGCAGCAGAUAACUCAGCUAGGUCAAGAUGAGGGGCAGGGCCUGGAGAAGAUCUGCUAUGCCCCCCUGACAGAGGCAGGGAAGCCGGCCACCCACACGUCGCAGUGUAUCGUGCAGAGUGUCUGGGGGUACUUCCAAGAUGACGAGGAGAAGUUUGAAGAAGUCGACGAGGACAUAGAAGGCUUCGAAGUGAACUAUAUGGAUCACAUAAAGAUGUGCACGCAGAACCCGUACGACCCAGAUCAGUGUUUGGCCCCCUACGGAGGCCCUAUAGAACCGGGAAUAGUGUUCGGUGGCUUCGGUGCCCGGACGGGGGAGAGUAGCUCGCUGAACUAUGAGCGUGCCACAGCAGCGAUCCUGACCUUCCUGGUCCGGAACCACCACAACAAGACUCUGCUGGGGCCAGCACUGGACUGGGAGCGUCGCUUCAUUGCUUUCAUGCAGAACUGGACCGCCACAUCAAAGCCGGACUUUAUGGAUGUCGCUUUUACCUCUGAGCGGUCCAUAGAAGACGAGCUGGAGCGUGGGUCUCAUUCAGACGUCAUCACCAUCUUUGUCAGCUACAUCAUCAUGUUUGGGUACAUUGCCAUAUCACUGGGCCAGAUGAACUCUUGCGCCCGGCUACUCGUUGAUAGCAAGAUAACCCUGGGUCUGGGCGGUGUGGUGAUCGUACUGGCAUCAGUGGUGUGCUCAGUGGGGUUGUUUGGCUUCGUCGGGGUUCCUGCCACACUGAUCAUCAUCGAGGUGAUCCCCUUCCUGGUGCUGGCUGUGGGAGUGGACAAUAUCUUCAUCCUUGUGCAGACACACCAGCGCGAGGGGCGCCAGCCAUACGAGUCGCAUGCGGAACACAUCGGGCGCAUUUUGGGACAGGUGGGCCCAUCGAUGUUGCUGACGUCAGUGUCGGAGUCGUGCUGCUUCUUCCUGGGUGCACUGUCGGACAUGCCGGCAGUGCGGGCGUUCGCGCUGUAUGCGGGCAUGGCACUGCUGGUGGACUUCCUGCUGCAGGUGACAUGCUUCGUGAGCCUGUUGUCAUUGGACACACUGCGCCAGCGCGCCAACCGCCUCGAUGUCUGCUGCUGGGUGCAAGGUCCGAAGGCCGACGCCGGUGCCGACAGUGACACUGAGGGUAUCCUCUACAAGUUCUUCAAGGUGCUGUAUGUACCUCUGCUGAUGCACAAGGUGGUUCGUGCCCUGGUGAUGGUGGUGUUCUUUGGGUGGCUGUGUGCCAGCAUAGCGGUGAUACCACAUGUAGACGUUGGCCUUGACCAGGAGCUGUCCAUGCCACAGGACUCAUACGUGCUCAAGUACUUCAAGAACCUCAAAGAAUUUCUCUCGAUGGGCCCACCAGUUUACUUCGUGGUAGUUCCUAAGGGCGAAGCCGCAGACUUUUCGCAGCCAGAGAUGCAGAACGCCAUCUGUGGUGGCCAGAACUGUCACCAGGACUCCCUGGUGACGCAGGUGUUCACGGCGUCCCGCCGGCCGCGCUCAUCAUACCUCGCAAAACCACCUUCCUCGUGGCUUGAUGACUAUUUCGACUGGUCUGGAGCGGAGAAAUGCUGCCAGUUCCGUCCAGAAAACGGGUCAUUUUGCCCUCACCGUGCUCCGGGCUGCCAGAUGUGUUUAAUAGAAAAGGACAACAAGACGGGUCGCCCAAGUCCACAGGCUUUCAAUCACUUCCUGCCAUUCUUCUUAGCAGAUAAUCCGUCGCCGUCCUGUGCCAAGGCGGGACAUGCGGCAUACGGCCAGGCUGUGGUAAUAAAACCAGAUGGGCGUGUGGGACCAAGUUACUUCAUGACAUACCACACCAUCCUGAAGACUUCAGCAGACUAUUACGGAGCCAUGGCUGCGGCUAGAGAGCUUUCGGCUGAGAUAGAAGAUUCGGUGAAUGAGCACCUCCCAGAGGGAGCGCAUGUGAAGGUGUUCCCAUACAGUGUCUUCUAUGUGUUCUACGAGCAAUACCUCACGAUGUGGCCCGACACGCUGCGCAGCCUGGGAAUUUCCAUUGCUGCCAUCUUCGUCGUCACUGUUCUGCUGAUGGGGCUUGACAUCGUUUCAUCACUGGUGACAACUCUGACGAUAGUAAUGAUUGUGACGGACAUUGGUGGUUUGAUGUACUGGUGGGGCAUUUCGCUUAAUGCCGUAUCCCUGGUGAACCUGGUGAUGGCUGUGGGCAUUGCCGUGGAGUUCUGCUCGCACCUGGUCCACUCGUUUGCAGUUUCCGUGGAGGAAACGAGGGUUGCCCGUGUCACAGAUGCUCUGGUCAACAUGGGCAGCUCAGUCUUCUCUGGUAUCACACUCACCAAGUUUGGAGGGAUCCUUGUGCUAGCGCUGGCCAAGUCUCAGAUUUUCCAGGUGUUCUACUUCCGCAUGUACCUGGGGAUCGUGCUGUUCGGAGCAGCGCACGGGCUGAUCUUCCUGCCGGUGCUGCUGAGCUACGUGGGACCGCCGAUGAACAGACAGAAGCUGGCCAACCGGUCGCGGCAGGUGACAUGCGGUGGCACGGUGGUGCAGGUGAGCGAGCGGAAGCGCAGCUGUCGUUGGGAGCAGGAGCUGCAGGAGAUGGUGGUGCCGGCCAGAGAAGAGAAUAGGGCCUGAGGAGAGGCGAGGCACCGGAGCCGAGACGUGACGGAGCGCACAGCUCAGAGCGCUGCACCGCUGCAGCCGGGCCACUGCAUGGAGACGGCAAUGACUGAACGGACCUAGACUAGGCUCACUCCACUCGCCGUCCCGAAACUGUCAAGAGUUCUGAAUGGAGUGUCGACGGAAUCUCGAGUGUGCUCUUGUCCCUCCACAAGGAGUCCUUUGACAGUUUGGUGUUACUUCUUAAAAAUUGAGUUUGUGCUGCGUUUUUGGGGAAGUGACUUGCAGUAUUAGUUAUAAUGUUGCUUUGAUGUUAGUAAGUCCAGUACAAAUUCUCAGCUCAAAAGAAUCAAAAUUCCAUAAAAAAAAAAAAAUCCCCUUUGUUCAGGUGCAGAAAUCUUAAAAUGAAUCCUGGUAAACAUGUGUAAAUGUGCUUAAUAUCAAAUUGUUCAUGCAGUAAUAAAAUGUAUUGUAUUGUGGUUAUUAUUUAAUGGAUGAUGCUCAUUUAACUAAAUGUAUAUAAAAAAAAGGAAGUGAACUCUGUAUGUGAGGAGUGUGGGAAGUGAUCUGAGGUAAUUCACAAGUGAAGAGUAUUGAUGAUGAUGAUGAUGGAUUUGGUUAACACUUUAUCUUCAGUAAAUCCAAUCCAUCAUUAUCCGUAUUCCUAAUGUGGCUAUUCAGACUAUCAUGUGCCCACUUAGCAAAGGUGGUUUGAAAUUAACUAGAUAAAAUAUUUAUUCUGUUGGAGUAUUUAGAACCUUGAAUGCUCUGAGCACCCCUGACAUUUAGAACAGUAUUACCUAAAUGUUCUUCUCAAAGUUUUUUUAAUCAUGAACUUCCAACACAAAAAUAAUCCUUCAAAUCACCAGGCACACUUCCCAACACCUGCCGCUGGUUACAGAUUCAAACUCAAGACGUGGGCCAGCCAAUUGCAUCUCUUGCUUUCUGAGCCCUCUGUCUUUGUGGUCUCAUUCUCUUCCAUGUUUUCAGGUUAAGAAUUUGUGUUCCAUUUUAUUAUAAAACUGUCUUGCCAGACAGUUUUACAGUUGAAAAAGACACUUGAGGUUCACGAGAGACUUGUCCGCAAUACCAGACAUGACUGAUUUGUAAUUUUUGAAAUUAUGUUAGUGCGCAGAACAAAAUUUUUAGGCUGUUUAUUUUUAUGUUUGUGGGAUGUUAUUUAGCAGAGUCUGCUUUUACUGAAUUUUGGUCAACAGAAUCUCUCUUCCAGGUUUAAUGAAGUGAAGUUGAAAUAGAGUUGUGGUCCUUAUUACUUACUGCUGCUGUGUUUAAAAAUAUUUAUUUUUAUAUGAAUUAGAAGCCAGUAUUAAGAUAAAACUUGUAGGAUUUAGUUUUGUUGUUAGUUUGUGGAGAUAGUCUGAAGGAGAAAUGAAGCUAUAGUCUCCCACUUGUUUUGUUUGUGUCCAUCAAACUCCUCAGUGUUUUGUGUGUAAUGACAGCUACUUAUCAGGAGAUGCAGAGAGAAAUUUUGUUUUUGUUUUAUGUUUUUGCAUGUUUGAGGGACCAAUGAAUUUUGUAAUGUGAAUACCUUUUCUGCUGCGGUAAAGUGUUUGUGGGGGGAGGAGGGGGAGGGUGUUGCUACUUAAUGGAUAAAAAGGUUCGUGGUGGCCUCAAAGCCACAUUCUUAAUACAUUAAUUCUUUGGAAGUAUGCGUCUGUCAAAUUUGGAUUGUAUCUCCUUUAUUUUACUCAAAGCUUGUAAUUGGCCACCUUUGUAUUAGAAUUUUGUAUCAUGAGGAAUUGCACAUGAAUGAAAACGAACAAUAUUUAAGCUAUUGAAAUAUUCCUUGAGGCCUGAUGUACUUUAAUUUGGAUGUUUAGACUUCUCGAAAGGAAUAUUAUCUGAAUUUUUAAUAUGAAAUGUUUUAUGGUUGUUCACAAGGAGUUUUUCUGGAAAUUUAGAAAGUGAUGCAUUUGUCGCCACUAUUUUUGACGUUGAAAAGAUAACGUAUACAUUUCUCGAUUGGGUUUGUGUCUGGGCUCUUUCGGGCAACAGUUUGUGAGAUGUAUAAGUAUGUAUUUGGUAUAUAUAUUUUUAAGACUGUCUUUUGUAAUACAUAUCAAUAAAAUUUGCUAUUGCAGAUUUUUAAUGUGUGUAUGGUGUGUGCCAACCAAGGAAACUAAUAAUUGGUUCCUCAGGUUUACAGGAUUUUGUUUUUAAGCUUCAGAUGUUAAUAAACUGUUUCAGCUAUCACUUGAUGGGGUAUUACUACAAUUUGAUACUUCCAAAAGCUAUACUCCAUUUUUAACUUUUUAUAGUACCCUCCCCCCCCUAUGGUCACAUUCUUAUAACUUCUGACUUCAAUGUUUACUUAAUUUUGAGGUUUUUUGUAACACUGACCUCAGUCAGAUUUCAGUGUGCUUUUUCUUCAGAAUGACGGUUUUAUAAUCAUGUGUGUUGAUUUAGUAUUUACAAUGUGAAAUUCUGUAUACAUUUUAUAGCUUUAUUUUUGUAUUGUUAAUAUUGCUGUUUUUAAAAUGUUCUGUAAACUGAUGUGUACUGAAGAAUGGAGUUGCAGAUUGUCUCUGAACUUUAAGUGGCAAUUUACUUAGGUAGUUGGUAACUGGUAGAGAACGUCUGUCUGUCCAUCUGUACUUUUUGAUGUGGUUUGCUGAUAAGCUGCUGGCAAAGUCUGCCUCGGCACACAGCAGCAUUUUUUGGGCAGAUUUGCACCUGCGGUGUUGAUUGAUAGUUGUGAAAGUGUGAAUGUUUGCACUCUGCAGUAUUUCCUAUAUAUUUAUUGUGUGGUUCACUGUAAGGAAGUAGAUUUUUAUAUGUUGAAACUGACUGUGUAGUAGUAGUAAAAUAUUGGAAUAAAAAAAUUAAUUUUCA